Molecule: messenger RNA, 477 nt
Organism: Trypanosoma conorhini
Lineage: Eukaryota; Euglenozoa; Kinetoplastea; Trypanosomatida; Trypanosomatidae
Exons: 1
Coding region: 1-477 (158 amino acids)
Source: RefSeq, a predicted model, not a curated record
AUGUCGAAUCCAACCCCACCGCACUAUGUGCGCUUGAGGCGGCACAACCUGACCAUCUUUCUUCACUGUGACGUGAACCACGACACCGUUCAGGCGAUUAAGGAGCGCUAUGAAAAAUUGACUGCCCGGACCUUCUACACCGUUAGACUCUACCUUGGCCGGCAGAACCUGGACGACUUCUCCACGCUUUUCAACUGUGGUAUUGAGCGCGAGGGCGCCGAGCUGACGGUGGUGCAUUCGAAGGCGGCCAAGAUGGACGGCACUGGUGAGUAUAUUUGGGAAGACUUGGAAGAAGCCACACGGCCUCCACCGCCGCCGCAGGAGGAGGUAAAGGAGACGCAAGAGGGAGGGGUCGUUUCCGAGUCUAGAGAAGGUGGCGAUCCAGUGGGGGAGGGCGGCAGUGACUUGCUCCUGGCGCGUCCUGAGGAGAGGAACCAAACGUCCGCCGAGCCCAACGUAGGCUUCGUUGGAGUCUAA